GCUUUGCUUUCCAUAUGAUAUUGUAGAUGCAUCAUUGUGUAAGAUGAGGUAGCAUUAGUCAUCUGUGCAUAUAUAAUGUAUACGGAACUGUCGUGCCUUUAGUUGAACAGAUGCGGUUGUGCCUGAGGAUAUAUUUUAGAACUGUAACAGAAUAUUAAUUGAAACAGAAUAUUAACGCACAUAUAUAUACGACGUAUUUUAUUGUUCGCGAACUGUCGGUGACAGAUCUUUAAUAAUAUUUUCAAUUUCUACUGAAAAUUAUUACUUGACGGAAAAAAUACCUUAAGGCAUCACGAAUAAAAUGACUGGAGUGGAAGCUUUCAUUGGUAGCUGGCGGGAAGAGCAGAAGGAAGGAUAUGAGGAAAUGGCUACGGCCCUAGGUUUACCAGCUGAGAAGAAAGAUUUCUUUAAGAACGCGCGGACGGAAAUAACAUAUCGCCGUGCCGGCGACUUCUGGGAGAUUGACGUCGGUAUGCAGGGCGUCCCGCAAAAGCGAACCUUCAAAUUUAAGCCCGGAGAACAGUACGAAUCGGCCUCAUUGGAUGGCUCACCUAUGAAGAGUGUUGUAACAGUCGAUGGAAAUAAACUUAUCGAGAAACACAUAGACGAUAACUUAAAUGGGAUGGAUAUGAACAUUACCAGAUAUAUAGAUGGAGGCAAAAUGACAGUGGAAACACAAGUGGGCGAUUUUCAAAUGCGGUCAAAGUACAGGCGAAUAUAAACAUUUUCUUAGUAUAUUAUUCAAACAUAGAGAUUACAAACGUCUCUAUGAGCGGAUAUAUAUUUCAUGUUUUUUUUAAUAUAGCAUUGUGUCCCUACAGUGUAAUUCAUUCGACAGCGUAAUGGUGAUGUAUGUUGUCUGAUACCAAACAGCAUAUGAUCUACCUUUGGAUUUUAUCGUUUAUUUUUUGCAAAAUGUUUUGGCAAUUUUAAUCGGAAUAAAGUGUUCAGAUCUA
Molecule: messenger RNA, 956 nt
Organism: Mya arenaria
Lineage: Eukaryota; Metazoa; Mollusca; Bivalvia; Myida; Myidae
Product: fatty acid-binding protein type 2-like
Exons: 4
Coding region: 302-721 (139 amino acids)
Biological process (GO): fatty acid transport
Cellular component (GO): nucleus; cytosol
Molecular function (GO): fatty acid binding
Source: RefSeq, a predicted model, not a curated record